Vigna radiata var. radiata (mung bean) is the source of this 3549-nucleotide messenger RNA. RefSeq names its product putative E3 ubiquitin-protein ligase LIN-1. The record is from RefSeq and is a predicted model, not a curated record. Gene Ontology annotation, molecular function: zinc ion binding; ubiquitin-protein transferase activity. Lineage: Eukaryota; Viridiplantae; Streptophyta; Magnoliopsida; Fabales; Fabaceae. The coding region runs from base 109 to 3249 and encodes 1046 amino acids. Gene Ontology annotation, biological process: protein ubiquitination. The transcript is spliced from 10 exons.
GGUGAUGCUUGUUGAAAAAGUCUGAUACUUAAGCUGUUUAAAACCAAAAUCAACAAAGGGAAAUAACAGGAAAGAGAGAAAACUCAGUGACGGAGAGGGCAUACAUAAAUGGCUUCAUCUUUGGAAGAGCUUCUUGCAGAAGACGGGUUCAAAGGAAUCAGAAGAGUGCCAAGGUCUAGAUCCUCCUUCCACUAUGGUGCUUCAAGUGAACCUCUUUACUCUAUGGAAGGUAGACUUUCUGUAUCAAGUGAAAGAAUUCGACCGCAGAGACAAAAGUCUGAUGCCUCAAGAUAUCAGAUUACAAGUGGGCAGCUGAAAACCGACACUCACACUGCAAAGAACCGAAGAUCAAGGGAUAAUUUUAUUUUGAGAGGAGAAGUGGAUGAACGGUUGGCGGUUGAAGCCCAGAAGAACUCUUCUCGAGAUACUGAUUCAGAAGCUAGCAGAUAUGAAGAUACUUAUUCAAAAGAAGUGUCUGCAAAAGGAGGCAAAGAAAAGAAUCUCUAUGAACUCGUGGAGGACAGAAACUGGGUGGAAAAGCCUGUCAAGGAUGCAAAGGAGCAAAGCAGAAGUUCCAGCAUGAACAUACGUAGACAUUCGAGCGAAACUGGAAAGAAAAUAAAUCCCCAGAAGAGCUUUGAAUACAUCAGCAGGAACAAAAGUAGAAAUCUUGCCGUGCAAGUAGCUUCUAGUCUUGCCCUUGACGAAGUAGCUGUUCGAGCCGUAGUUUCCAUUCUAAAUGGGUAUAUAAAUCGUUUUCCAAAGGAUGAAGAUUUUCGGUCUACAUUGCAUCACAGAUGUUUCUCCUCCUUGAAUUUUCGUGAAUUGAAAGAAGAGAAAAUUACUCAGACCAAAGUCAUAAGAAGUCUUGAGCAAGCAAUUGAGGCCAUUGAACAAUCCGUGGAAGAACCUGUAUCUGCCAUGCAUCUGAAAAGAACAACGAUGCAGCUUAGUAUUAUUACAGGUUUGGGUUUAAAUGAUUUGAAAUACGAGUGUACGUGUGGGAUUCCGAAUUAUAAGUUGUCAGCAUGUGCUCAUCUUUACCUCAGUGUGGUCUACAUGAUGCAGAAAAAAAAUAAGGUGUCAGCAAAGCAUCUCUUGCAAGUGUUUUGUGAUUCACCCUUUCAGGCACGGACUAUGUUGUUGCCUGAACUAUGGAAGCGUCUAUUUUCUCCACAACUUUCUCAUUUGAAGGCAUGGUACAAGAAGGAAGAAGGAGUUCUAGUAGACACACCAAACAAAACAAGAAGACUAAAACUUCUUCAAGAGGUGUAUAAUGAGCAUUUGGAUUCCGGAACUCAUAUGUUUUCUGUAUAUUACAAAGAUUGGCUUACUGAAGGAGUGGAAUCUCCAACAGUUCCUUCAAUUGGCAUUCCAUCAGUUUCUGUCUCAAGAAGUCAAGAGGGAAGUUCACUUAGUCACUCUUUUGAGUCUGCUAGCUCCAUUGACCCAUUCUCACCACAGCCAAUGGUCAGCAAGAAACUGUAUGAUUCUAUGUUUGGUAGCUUUAGAAGACCAGGAGUUUACCAAGUCAAAGGUGUUAAGGAUGAUGGUAACCAAGACAACAGCAUGAAAGGCUCUUAUGGUUCAACAUUUGUUGAACAUACAUUAACAUAUGAGUCUGAAACUGUUAAAUUUACAGAUCAAGAUAUUGAAGGUUUCUCUCAAGGUGUAGCUAUUGAUACAAUCAAGCCUCACAAAGGAAAUUCAAUGGCAGCUGCAGAAGAAGCAAACAUUGUUGUUGCCCUACCAUACGAGAAAGCAAAUGAACUUGGUCUUAAAAAGCCAAAUAAGACAAGUUAUGCUCUUCAAGGAUCAGAUUUUCCAAGCACUCCACGGGAAUUUAUUUGUUCUCUAACUGGAAAUAUCUUUGAGGAACCGGUAACCUUAGAGACAGGUCAAACCUUUGAAAGAGAGGCCAUCAAAGAAUGGUUUGAAAAGGGAAAUAGAACAUGCCCGGUAACAGGAAUUGCCUUGAAAUGCAUGGCCAUUCCAUUUACCAACCUUAUUUUGAAGCGUUUGAUUGAUAAUUGGAGGUCAGAACGUUUUGAUUGCCUUCUUGGUCUUGCUUCCAAAAGAGUGGAUAAUUCAGAGGAUCUCAAGUUGAAAGAAGGGGAUGAGGGUGCUGUUUUCAAGUUAGAGAGUCUUUUCUCCUCUCUGAAAGAAGAGGAGAAAUCAACUUAUGUUAAGCAUCUCAUGUCUUUAGGAUUUCUUCCAUUUCUUUUUAGAAGGUUUGAACAGGGAAAUGUGGAAGAAAAAUCACAAGUGGUGUCACUCUUGCUAAAUUGUAUUCAAGUAGACUCUGGUUGCAUAUAUAAGAUAGCAAGGAAUGUUAACAGAAACUGUCUUCUCGAGCUUCUUCACAGCAAGGAGGUUACCCCAACAACAAAUGCAAUACUAUUCCUUACUGAACUUUUAUCAAUGAAGAGGAGAAAGGAUGUUACUGCAUUCAUGAGUGGCUUGGCGGGUGAAAAAGUAUUUUAUAUAAUGCAUAUUCUGCUCAUGUAUCUCGAGAAUUCUUCUCCAAUUGAAAAGCCCCUAAUUGCAGUCCUUUUGUUACACUUUGAUCUGCUGGUUGAGCCACAAAAGUUUAGUGCAUACAGAGAGGUGGCUGUGAAUGCCAUUGCAGAGGCACUUGAUAGCAGCUUAAAAGAUGAGAUGGCCCGAGAAAAGUGUUGCAGAGCACUUCUAAUCUUGUGUGGCCAUUUUUCUUCUACCGGAAAGAUACCGACCAAGACUAGCACCUUAAAACAAGCAGGUUAUAAUCAUGAUGGCAUAGAAGUAACCAUUUCAUCGGUAAGACAAAACAUUGUUUAUUCCUGUGAAGAUGAAGACAAAAGGGUUGAAGAGUUGCUGAAGAAGCUGUUAGAGUCGUUGAUUGGUGAUGGAGAAGGCCCAUUUUUGAAGAGCUUAUCGAUAUGUUUAGAUUGUAAGCACCUAGAUUUGGUGAGGGCGUGUCUAAUAACUGUGACAUGGUUGAGUUCUUCACUAUCUACACUAUUUGGUGCUGGAUUGCCUCUUCCCACCUUUUCAUCCAUCAUCUCUCAGUUGAAAGGAAUCUUGGAAAAUGGAGAACUUGAGCUCAAGGCUCUGGCUUCUUUGUCUUUGCUUAAUUUCAGUAAAAUAUCAGAAUGCAAAACGCUUUUGAAGACUAUGGCAGAAGAUGUUGCCCCCCUUUUUCACGGACUUGCUGAGGCACCAUGCACUGCAAAACAACAGCAUGCCACUGUUUCUAGAGAGAAUUUGUAGUAUUCAAGAAACAUAUACUCGUCUCCUCGUUUCUGGAGUUCAAAUUUGGAUGAAUUCCAGUUUUCUUGUUAGAAAAUUUAUGCUGCAUAUAUACACCACACACACAAGUCUUUGGCAGACUCUUUCAAAAAGAAAAUGCCUCAACAUGGUUUAUUUUUAUCUGUAAAAUAUGUAAAUGCAUCUCAUUAGCUUCUUUAUGUUUUAUCCGACUGGAUAACCACGUGAUUUGUGUCGGUUGUGUAGGGAUGUAAAUUUUCGACAAGUUGUGAAUGUGACAUUCUUCACACCAUAAAGAAUGGU